CAACUAGACCGAACGACAAAUUGGUUUUAGUUCAAUCGAAACUCUUCUAAAAAUUUCUCUUUGGAUUUACGGAAUUGGAUAUUCUACAAUGGCAGAUCAACUAAUGCCAAUAAAUGAAACUAAGAAUAUCUUAUAUUUCGAUAACCCAAUGGAGAGCGUUGAACUGGAGCAAAAUCAAAAUGAUGACGAGAUGCUGAAGGUGGAAACAAAUGAGAAGGAGGAACAGAAUUUCGAUGAAGAUCAAGUGCGUUUUGUGGCCGAUGCUUUUAGUGACGUUAAACUAUAUCUACAAACUGGACGCGAUGAGUCCGCCUUUGUGGAAUUGGGUCCAACUAAUAUACACAAAUUCCAAUUACCACCGAGUGGUUGCAAAGAGGUGGAAACCGGAUUUAAUCCACAGGAAAAAACAGCUGUGGAUGAAUGGCAGACAGAUGCCGUCAAUAUGGGCGAAAUGGUUGAGAUUGAUUUGAUACAAGGGCAAGAGGAGCAGAGUUUGGGGCAUAUACAGAGGGAUGAGAACACUGGUGAGAUGUAUAUGCUUGUUCCCGUUGAGAUUGAUAUGCUGGUCAAUCAUUUGGCGCAUCCUAUUGACAUUGAAGCGGCUUCCUAUGAAGUUCAUGAGAUUACAGUACCCCAAUUGACAUUGCCACUGACAUUGGACUUUACACCCGAUGAUUUCUAUACCCAUAAUGAGGAAGGUGAGGACGAUGAUGGUGCAGAUGAGGACCAUUGCGUAGAGAUGGAAUCUAAUGAAGAUUAGGCCAAAUAGCAGCAUACAAAUAAAAACGAAAACAAUAACAAAAACACAAACACAAAACUCAAAACAUGAAAUUCAAAAUUGUUUCUCUUUCUUGUUUAUGGUUAAUCAAAUAAACAAACACCAGAGACCAGAGAGCCCCCACACCCA
This is a messenger RNA of Drosophila willistoni, 907 nucleotides long. RefSeq lists its product as uncharacterized. Bases 89 to 760 code for a protein of 223 amino acids. The record is from RefSeq and is a predicted model, not a curated record. NCBI's taxonomy places the organism in Eukaryota, Metazoa, Arthropoda, Insecta, Diptera, Drosophilidae. The transcript is spliced from 2 exons.